Messenger RNA from Penicillium longicatenatum, 375 nucleotides. RefSeq lists its product as uncharacterized. The transcript is spliced from 2 exons. The record is from RefSeq and is a predicted model, not a curated record. Lineage: Eukaryota; Fungi; Ascomycota; Eurotiomycetes; Eurotiales; Aspergillaceae. Bases 1 to 375 code for a protein of 124 amino acids.
AUGGUUGCCCAAUCUAAGGUCAGCAAGUCGGCGGCAGGCCUGUCAGAGGGCACUAUUCCAAAGGCCCCCAAAACCCCGAUGGCUCCAAAGCCUCCAAAGAAAUUUGUGCCCAACUACAAGCAGCUUUUGCUUCUUCAUACUUGUCUUGAAAGUGUGCUAGCCCGUCCAGACGUCUCGCCAAUUGAAUGGGACGUAGUUGGCAAGGCACUCAACAGGUCCCGAGGCUCUGUCAGUACUGAAUACUGCAGGCUGCGCCAGGCCAUCUUGAAAUCCCAGAAGGGGGAGAAAGAGGAGGAAGUUGUCGAUUCGCCCGCUAAGGACCAGAAGACCUCAGAGACCUUGGCACCCCAGAGAAUGGUCAUUGAUGAGGCCUGA